Messenger RNA from Saprolegnia parasitica CBS 223.65, 4485 nucleotides. RefSeq lists its product as hypothetical. The transcript is spliced from 42 exons. Lineage: Eukaryota; Oomycota; Saprolegniomycetes; Saprolegniales; Saprolegniaceae. The coding region runs from base 1 to 4485 and encodes 1494 amino acids. The record is from RefSeq and is a predicted model, not a curated record.
AUGAAGUUGCCGUGGAUCCUUAGCGCGCUCUUGGCGGUGGCAGCGGCCUCGUCGUGCCCCGUCGGCAACGUGUACGACGCGACGGCAGAGCAGUGCGUGCCCUGUGCGUUUGGCUCGUGGGCCGACGGCGACAUGAGCCAGUGCCAAUACCCUGUGACGUGCCUCGCCGGCCUCGAGCCCAACGCGCACGCACGCAACGCGUCCGACUGCCUGCCCUGCGUGGCCGGUUGGUACAACGCUGCCAACGACGUCUCGCUGUGCAAGCGCAUGGCAUGUGCCCCGGGUACCGCGAGCACGGUCGUCGGCGCUGAAGACGCGACUGCUUCCUGCAAGGCGUGUCCUGCGAUGACGUACUCGACGGGCGCGGACGCCGCCUGCGUGGCAUGCCCGCCUUUUCACUAUGCACCAGCCCAAAGCAGCCACUGCGAUCUCGUGCAGUGUGCACCGGGAUCGCGCCCGGCGCUCAAUUUGACGUCGUCCAGCGACUGCGUUCCUUGCUCGUCGGGAACGUACAGCUUUGGGGAUCUCGACACGGAGUGCCACCCCGUCCAGUGCCUUGGGGGCACCGAGCCCCGCGCAAAUGCCAAAAAUGCCACCGAUUGCUUGCCUUGCAAGCUCGGGUGGUUCUCGCCCGGAGGCGACGCCAUGUGCGCACCAGCGGCAUGCCCAGGCGGAACGAUUGCGAAGCACGGCGCCACCACGGCCUCCGAACACUGCGUAGCCUGCCCUCCUGGGCACGUGUCGCCUGGUAAAGACGCGGCCAAGUGCACACCGUGUCGCGCAGGCACCUAUGCCAAGAGUGAAACCUGUGCCCUCGCCGAGUGUCCUCCUGGGAGCUACGCCCCCGACUUGGCCAAGGACGUAGCCCAUUGCUUGGACUGCGCGUUUGGCACGUUCUCGAACGGGAAAACGGACGCCUGCCACCCGUUCACUUGCCCCGGCGGCAACGAGCCGAACGCCAAAGCGAGCUACGACGGCGACUGCGUUGGUUGCCGCCUCGGGUUCUUCUCUGCACCCAACACGUCCAUUUCGUGCGAGCCGGCGGAGUGCCCGAAGAGCACCCAAGCCUCGCCCAACGCGACCUCAGCGGACGACUGCAGUCCGUGCCCCGCAUUGCAAACGUCCAUCGGCGGCUCGGCGCUCUGCGGGGCGCCCAACUGCACCGCAGGCUCUGGGCCAACGCAGGAUGGUCAGUCGUGUGAAGUAUGCGAGGCUGGCACGUUCAGUCCAGGCCACGGUGCGCCUUGCCGCAAGGUGAAGUGUGCCCCGGGUCACACACCCGCCAAGGGCGCGACCGACAUGGCGACCGACUGUAUUCCGUGUCCUGAAGGCACCACGAAUUUGGGGGGGACCACAACGGAGUGCACGCCGUGCCCGCAAGGAACGUACUCCAACGCUACAGCGGGAACAAACACGUGCACACCUACAGCGUGCGAGCUCGGAUGGGAGGCCAAAACUGGCGCCAAGCACAAGCGCGACUGCGUCAUCUGUGGCCAAGGCUUCUUCAGCAACACGCAAACUUGCCAGCCGACGCACAUCGCCAAGGCCUCUGACCUCGACGCCAUCCUAGGGAGCCCACGACGCGAUUGGCAACUGCACGGCCUGCCCGUUGGGUUCGUCGCGUACAAAAUCGCUCGCGUGCUCAACGAAUGUGCCCCGGGGUAUUCUCUGCCACCCAACGCCACGCAGUGCCAAGCGUGCCAGCCAGGCACGUUUGGGAAAGGCCUUGCCAUGCCGUGCGUGGCAAUGACCUGUGCCCCGGGCACCGCGUCGAGCGCAUUCGGGGUCUUCCACGACCUUGAUUCGUGCCAUCCGUGCGCCAAUGGCACAUACUCGACGGGCAACGAUGCUCAGUGUCUUUUGAUUCAGUGUGCCCCGGGCACGACGGGUAACUCGGGCGCCAAAGGACUUCAAGACUGCGUCGACUGCCCUGCAGGAUACACAUCCCUUGGAAACGACACGAGCUGCUCGGCGUGUCCGUCGGGCACGUAUGCAACGUCGGGGGCCAAGGAGUGUCUCCCGACAACGUGCGACAUUGGCUGGGAGCCCAAUGCCAAGGCCACUAGUGCCACCGACUGCCGCCCUUGCAACGUCGGCAUGACGUCGAGAGGCGGGGGCGCCCACUGCAGCCCCGUGGCGUGCCCGAAGGGAGCGUUUGCGACCGAGAGCUCGGGCGACUGCGAGCCGUGUCCGCUGGGCACGUACUCGAACGGCGACUCGAUUUGCCGGCCGACACAGUGUCCCCCGGGGCACGGGGCCGUUCCGAAUGCCACCGACGCCGUGACAGACUGCGAAGAGUGUCCUAUUGGCACGUUUAGUAUUGGUGACGACCACGCGUGCACGCCGACGUCGUGCCCCGUCGGGUCCGAGUCGGCGGUCACCGGCUCCGAGCUCGAGAAGGGUCAUUGCAAGCCGUGUGCCGAGGGCUUCUACAGCGCCGGCAACGGCGAUCAGUGCAAGCAAGCCGUGUGCCCGCCGGGGAUGUAUUUCCCCCUCGGAGCCAAGGACUCGCUGGAGAGCUGCACGCUGUGCCCCGCGGGGCAAUUCAGCCCCGGAGCGCAAAUGCCAUGUGCCAACACAACGUGCGCUCCUGGGUCGGCGUCGCCGAUGGGGGCCACCGACGUUCAGGCGCAGUGCGCGCCCUGCCCGCUGGGAACGUUCAGCACGGGCGCGUCGGACCAGUGCCACCCCACGGAUUGCGCCCAAGGUUACGAGCCCGUGUCCACGAUGGCAAGCGCCACGACCUGCAAGGCGUGCACCGCAGGAUAUUACUCCCACGGCGGCGACCAAGUGUGCACGCCCAUGACGUGUGCACCGGGGUCCUCGUCGGCAGCGGUGCACGCCACUCAUACCAAUGCGACGUGCAUCAAGUGCCCCCUGGGUACUUUGGCCUUGGCGGCACCCAUUCUUGCGAGCCGGCGCAAUGUCCGCACGGAGCCGCGUCAGCACACGUCGGUGCGAGCGAUCCUGCCUCGACGUGCCGAGCCUGCCCUGCGGGGCACGGCCUCCCCCAGCAACGUGGACCACCCCGUCGACUUUUGCGUCACCUGUGCUCCGGGAACGUACAGCCCGGGCGGCACACUUCGCUGCACUCCCACGCAAUGUGCUCCGGGGUAUGCUGCGUCUGCCGGUGCGACAGACCCGCUCGCCAACUGCACGAUCUGCGCCCAAGGCAACUUCACCAUCGCCCAGACGUGCACGGGCUCGGUGGUGUGCCCCGUGGGCUUUGGCGCGCCCGCCGGUGCAUCCAGCGCCCAAGACCAGUGCGUGCUGUGUGACCCGGGGUACUUUAGCCUCGGCCAAGCCGCGCCCUGCGCCGCUGUGACCUGCGCCGCAGGAUCGGGCGCACCGCAAGGCACCGCUACUUGCCAGCCAUGUGCACCGGGGUAUUACAGCAUCGGUGGCACAGGCGCCGAUGCUGUGUGCAAGCCUAUGACGUGUGCGUCGGGCUAUGGCUCGUCGGCCACUGGCGCCACAGACGCCGCAGCCACGUGCACGCUGUGCCCCGCGGGUUCGUUCUCGGCAGGACAAUUCCAUCAGUGCGUCGCCACCAAGUGCCCACCUGGAACGAGUUCCCCCGAGGGCGCGGAUGUGCCCAUCCAGCAGUGCACGCUGUGCCCCAGUGGGUCCUUCUCCCGCGGCGGCAACGCUUCGUGCGAGGUUGGCCAGUGCGAUAUUGGCUUCGCCAUGCCCCCGGGGUCGACCCGCGCCGACGACUGCCUCUUGUGUGGUGACGGGUACUACUCGACCGGUCGUGCGACGCAGUGCAUUGCCUGCAAGUGCGGCGCCGACUCGACGUGUGUGAACGGCUCGUCGGCGUGCGUCGCUUGCCCUGCCGGCUACAAGAAGCAGUCCAGCAACGGUGUCUGCAUCGCCGCGUCGGCGCCGACCUACGGCGCGGUUGUGACGCUCCAAGUCGAAGGCUACGCGCCGUCGCUCUGGAGCGAUACGCUUGUGGACGCACUCGCUUCGCUCGUGGCCUCGCGCCUCGCCGAUCCAAGCAUCGUCGCCGAGCUCUACGCGCGGACGCCAACGGCCGACACCACCAACCCCGUCGGCGCCAGCAUCGCGAUUCUUCGCUUUGGCGUUGCGACAGCAGACGGAGCGGCCGCGCUGGUCGCGUUCUGGAAAGACCCGUCACGAGUCCAAGCGUUGGCUGCGUCAGCGUCGGUCGCCGGCGGUGGCCUGGAGCGCCUUCGAUCGCUAUCGGUGCAGGCCGUGGACGGUGCGGAUGCGACGCCGGCGGUGGCUGCAUCGACCGACGCACCGGCCGCCAAGUACGCACUGGCCAUCGAGAGCAGUAGCGAGACAACGUCGCCGGCGGUGCACCACCGCUACAACCUGCACGUCGGCCUCGGUGUCGCCGCCCUCAGCGCCUUCAUCGGGCUCGUGGGUCUGCGCCGAGUCCACCAAUGGAACGCGGCGCUCAACACCGACGCUUCGACGACGUCCGCGACCGCCAUGGUCUUGUCGGCGUCCGUAUAA